Molecule: messenger RNA, 531 nt
Organism: Bursaphelenchus okinawaensis
Lineage: Eukaryota; Metazoa; Nematoda; Chromadorea; Rhabditida; Aphelenchoididae
Source: the annotation of a GenBank genome assembly
AUGAGACUACUUGCUAAAUGGCCAGUGGAUCCGAACAAAAGCUACGAACGGAAUGUCAAGUACUACCUAGAGAACCAGGUUCACAGGCUACACAAUCCACGUAACAAUCAGAAUCCACUGGAGAUGGAUGAACCCUUAAGUGGAAAGAAUAUUAAACACGAUGCUAAUAUGAAAGGUGAGUCUGCUAACAGGACAAGUUUAUUUCUUGAGGUUUGAGUUCAUCUUAUAGGCCAUGAGACGGGUGUUCUGUUUGUUAUUUGGCUGCAGAAGCCAAAACUUGCUUAGAAGCCAUAUAAGCUGAUAUACUAUACUACUAUUACUCAUACCUAAAUUAUAACUUCUUUAGCCAUUCAAGAACUGAUCGACAACAAAUAUCAACAGAAAUGGCCGACUACUCACUUUAAGACUGGCAUCUUUGGCGUCACGUUGGCACAGCUGAACAAGAUCAAUUCAGACAAGUUCAGGAUCAGGUUGGGAUUGGGGGCUACUCGAUGGACGUAUUUCAAAUCAUUAUUCUCUAAAGCAGAGUAA